This is a messenger RNA of Lepisosteus oculatus (spotted gar), 2008 nucleotides long. The record is from RefSeq and is a predicted model, not a curated record. Lineage: Eukaryota; Metazoa; Chordata; Actinopteri; Semionotiformes; Lepisosteidae.
GUUUUUAACAAGGAACGGAAGAUUCUGUAUCUCUCUGAAGGAGUUGGUGUAUUUUAAAUCAAUUUAUACGUUUGUACGAGUUAUUUUUUAAUUUAUUUAAAAGGUCAUUUUUAUUUUUUUUUAUUCCUAGUCGUCGAUAGAAAGGGGUUUGGAAAUGUUCGUGUCUGAUAUUCGGAAGGAGUUCUACGAUGUUGUUGUGAAUCAGCGAACCGCGCUGGGCAUGAGUUACAGAAAAUGACCUGCGUGCUCUUUUUCCUUUCAGGCUCUGUUCCACUGUGACCAUGUUCAGUACACGCUGGUGCCAGUCAGGGGCUGGCAGGACCUGGAGACAGCCUUUCUGGAGCACAAGGAGCAGUUCCGUUACUUUGUGCUGAUUAACUGCGGCGCCAACGCUGACCUGCUGGAGACCCUGCAGCCGGAAGAGGAGACCGUGUUCUUCAUCUGCGACACGCACAGGCCAGUGGACGUGAUCAACGUCUACAACGACACGCAGAUCAAGUUGCUCAUUAGGCAGGACGACGACCUGGGCAUCCCUGCCUACGAUGACAUCUUCAGAGACGAGGAUGAGGACGAGCAAGACUCCGGGAAUGAGAGCGACGAAGGCUCCGAACCCUCUGGGAAGCGCAGGCGUUUCGAGGAGGGAGCUCUGGAGAGGAGGAUAGAGAGGCAGAGGGAGAGGAGGGAGUGGGAAGCUCGCAGGCGAGAGAUCUUGUUUGACUACGAGCAGUACGAGUACCAUGGAACAUCAUCUGCGAUGGUGAUGUUUGAGCUUGCCUGGGUCAUGUCCAAGGACACCAAAGACAUGCUCUGGUGGUCGGUUGUGGGGCUGACGGACCAGUGGGUGCACGACAGAAUACCCCACAUGAAGUACGUGACCGAUGUGGCGACGCUGCAGCGGCACGUGUCCCGGCACAACCAUCGCAACGAGGACGAGGAGAACUCCCUCUCCAUCGACUGCAUGCGAAUCUCUUUCGAAUACGACCUGCGCCUGGCCCUGUACCAGCACUGGUCUCUGUACGAGAGCAUCUGCAACUCCUGCUACACCUCCUCCAGCUUCAAGCUGUGGUCGAUCCACGGGCAGAAGAAGCUGCAGGAGUUCCUGGCGGAUAUGGGCCUUCCCCUCAAGCAAGUGCGGCAGAAGUUUAACUCCAUGGAUGUCUCCAUCAAGGAGAACCUCCGCGAGGUCAUCGAAGAAUCUUCAAAUAAAUACGGCAUGAAGGAUAUCCGGAUACAGACCUUCGGAGUCCACUUUGGCUUUAAAAACAAAUUCCUGGCCGGCGACGUGGUCCACGCCGCUUCUGCGCUGCUGGAGAACGUGGAGAGGGACGAGAAGGGCACGGACAACUUCAUCAAGGCCUUGGACUGCCUGUCCAGGAGCAACAUCGAGCAGCUGCACCAGGGGAUCGACCUGGGGAAGAAGAAGCUCAUGGCGGUGCAGCAGACGGUGGCCAGCUGUAUCUGCACCAACCUCAUCAUCUCGCAGGGGCCCUUCCUCUACUGCUACCUCAUGGAGGGGACCCCAGACGUGAAGCUCUUCUCCAAGCCCCUGUCUCUGACUCUGCUCAGCAAGUACCUGCUGAAGGCCUUCGUCCGCUCGACGAGGAAUAAGCGCUGUAAGCUCCUGCCGCUGAUCAUGGCCGCCCCGCUGGACACGGAGAAGGGCACCGUGAUCGUCGUGGGCAUCCCGCCAGAUUCGGAGUCCUCGGACAAGAAGAACUUCUUCGGCAGGGCGUUCGAGAAGGCCGCGGAGAGCACCGGCUCCAGGACUCUGCACGACCACUUCGACACGUCUGUUAUCGAGCUCAAGACCGAAGACAGAAGCAAGUUCCUGGAUGCGCUGAUCACACUCCUGUCGUGAAGGAUUCAAAUCUGGGGGAAGAUCUUGUACAGUCGGGUGCCAGUUUUGUAUGUACAUUGUAGACUUGAUUUUUAUGUUUUGUUUGUGUAACCCAUUGUAAAUACUGUGUACGUGUAGCAUAUUGGAGAAUAAAAUAUGUUAAGCUUUUAA